Zalophus californianus (California sea lion) is the source of this 1812-nucleotide messenger RNA. Its product is annotated as myeloid cell surface antigen CD33-like. Gene Ontology annotation, molecular function: sialic acid binding. Gene Ontology annotation, cellular component: plasma membrane. The transcript has 7 exons. The coding region runs from base 131 to 1225 and encodes 364 amino acids. Gene Ontology annotation, biological process: cell adhesion. The record is from RefSeq and is a predicted model, not a curated record. Lineage: Eukaryota; Metazoa; Chordata; Mammalia; Carnivora; Otariidae.
AUCUCCUCUUCUGUGAACCGCAAGGCCUUGUGCUCCUCCCCAGCUUCCUGUAGGUCCCCCUCGGCCUCCCUCCCUCGGCCUUCCUCUUCUACUUCACUCACGGGAAGCCCAUACACGCCCCAUCUUAAAGAUGUUGCUGCCGCCGUUUUUUCUGCCCCUGCUGUGGGCAGGGUCCCUGGCUCAGCGUUCAAGAUACUGGCUGAAAGUGCCGGCGUCCCUGACAGUGCAGGAGGGCCUGUGUGUGCAUGUGCCCUGCAGCUUCUCCUACCCCAAACGCGAAUACACUGACGGUGACCCAACUUAUGGCUACUGGUUCCAGGAAGGGAGUGAUUACAGCCAGCAUGUUCUAGUGGCCACAAACAACCCAGAUCGAGAAGUGCAGGAGGAGACCCAGGGCCGAUUCCACCUCCUCGGGGGCCCCCGGGACUACAACUGCUCCCUGGGCAUCAGAGAUGCACAGAGAAGGGACUCGGGGACAUACUUCUUCAGGGUGGAGAGAGGGCCUUAUGUGAAAUAUAGUUACCUACAGAACCAGCUCUCCGUGCGUGUGACGGCCCUGACCCACACACCUGACAUCCUCAAGCCAGGGACCCUGGAGUCUGGCCGCCCCGGGAACCUGACCUGCUCUGUGCCCUGGGCCUGUGAGUGGGGCACGCCCCCCAUCUUCUCCUGGACGUCAGUGGCCCUCACCUCCCUGGGCCCCAGGACCCACCUCUCCUCGGUGCUCACCCUCACCCCACGGCCCCAGGACCAUGGCACCAACCUCACCUGUCAGGUGUACUUCCCUGCAGCUGGUGUGAUGGUGGAAAGGACCAUCCAACUCAAUGUCACCUGUGCCACACAGAACCCAACAACAGGUGUCUGCCUGGGACACAGACCAGGGAAACAGGGGAUCUGGUCAGGAGUGAUGCUAGGUGCCAUUGCGGGAGCUGGUAUCACCACACUGUUCGCUCUCUGCCUCUGCCUUAUCUUCUUUGGAGUGAAGAGCUGCAGGAAGAGAGCAUCCCGGAGAGCAGUGGGCGUGGACGGCAUCCACCCGAUAGUAAAGCCAGCUCCCUUGGAUUGCCAGCAGGAGUCCAAGUCAGACCUCCCUGCUGACCCCACAAGCUCUGCAGGGGUGCCCCCCACCUUGGAGAUGGAUCAAGAUCUGUAUUAUGCCUCCAUCAGCUUUCACAGGAUGAAGGAGGGCACCUAUGCAGAAUACUCAGAGAUCAGGACCCAAUGAGGAACCACCUGGAGCAUCAGUCUCAGAAGGAGCAUCCAUACCCUGCAGGAAGGGGGACCCAAAGGCUGAUUUUUGGAGAGUUAACAUCCCCAUAGGCAAUGGGUUUACAAACUCUUGAAUGUGAAUUUCCUGCUAUAUUGGAACUAAGGCUUUGCAAUCAGAGAGGCCUGGGGGGGGGAAUCCACGCUCUUUCAUUUAUCAACAGUAUGACAUCAGGCAAGCCACCUUACCCCUCCAUGACUCAGUUUCCUGCUUUGCGAAAUGAAUGUAAGAGGUCCCACCUCACAGGGUUGCCAUGAGGAGUAAAUAAAAGUGCAUAUAGAAAACACCCAGCAGAAGUCCUGCCGCACUGUGAGAGUUUGGUGCACACUAGUUCCUUCCCCCUUGAACAGAAAGGUGUUGGUGACAUUUCUUCUAGAGCCUGGGUGUGUUCUGUCUGGGACACCAAACCAACAAUGUGUCAGUCUCACUUUCAAAACCCUCCCAUGUUGUAAUCAUUUUGCAAUGCAUACAUAUAUCAGAUCAUUACAUUGUAUAACUUAAACUUACACAAUGUUAUGUGUCAAUUAUAUCUCAGUAAAGCUGGA